AUGUGGUCUUUCAAAAGAAGCUCAAGUAGUAGGACAGCCUUCACUUCUUCAGAAGUCCACAAAGAAAAGCCCAAUGCCACUACUGGCAAGAAAAAGUAUGGUCACCAAUCGGCUCUACCAGAUUUCCUCUACCCACUUUCAUUUGCUGGUCCUCUUCCACCUUUUUGGAUCUCUCCAAAACGGUUCUUUUCUCACCCAUGGGUCCUGUACUCAGUUGGUCUGAUCGGUGUGAUGAUAGCAAGCCUUGGCUGGCCGCUAUUACAUUUUGUCACUGGUCAUUGGAUGAACGAAAUUACCAACUUGAGCAAGACAAUUCAGGAGAGGGAGGACGCAGGAUCAGAUGCUGCAAUCUGGAUGCUAGGCCCCCUACUUGGUGCAUUUUUUGGCAGUUACCUCUGGUUCCAAUGUUAUGGCAGAGCUUCAAGGACAUUAGCAACAAACAUGCGUUUGGAAUACAUCUCCUCUGUUCUGUCCCAAGAUGCAGCCUACUUUGACACCCAUGGUUGUGGGGAGAUCACUACUUGCUCGGACAAAGACAUUAACACGAUAGAAAGAGGUUACGGAGAACAUCUUGGCCGGUCUAUGCGCCUCAUUUGCUACAUGAUUGCAAACAUGACAGUGGCUUUUGCCUCACUUCCAAAGCUGGCUGCAGUAUUGUUUCCCUUCACCAUCUGUCUGCUUGGACUUUUCUUUCUGAUUGAGUUAACAGUCAGAAAGCAGUCAAGGAAAGCUGAAGCAGCAUAUGGACUUUCAAACACAUUCCUGGAACAAUGCUUUGCGGGUAUCAGGGUGGUUCAGACAUUUGCUAUGUCAAAGCCAUUGAUGAAACAUUGGAACACCAGAUUCCUGGAGAAAGUGGAGACCCUACAGACCCGCCCAGGACUUGUGCGUUCCAUCAAAAUUGCAUGGUGUCAUUUCGCUUCGUGUAUCAUCUUGGCUGCUGGAUAUUAUUACGGGUGGUCUCUCAAGGAUGAGGGCUACCAGCCUGGAUCCAUCUUCAAUACCAUCUUCUGCUUCACAACUAUGCACUUUGUGGUAUACACCCGCUUGAGCUCUGUCUCUAGCUUUUACAGUGCCAUUGCCUGUGUGCAAGUCCUACGUCAACACAUUGAAAGACAGCCUUACAUUGAUAUCCGGGAUGGAUCUGGCAUCGGACUCAAGCAAUUCUCAGCUGGUUGCGGACACACUCCCACCAUAACUUUUCAAAAUGUGACUUUUGCCUAUCCAUCCAGACCAGGUAUCAAAGCCCUUGACAACGUGUCGCUUGUAGCGGAGGCAGGUCAAACCACAGCAUUUGUUGGCCCAUCUGGAGCAGGAAAAUCAUCAAUAGCAUGUCUACUUGUCCGGCAGUAUGACCCCAGCACUGCAAAUCAACCAAACCCAUAUGACAUCAGCACUGCCAUGAAGAAGGAUCUGUAUUAUCACUCUCCCAGCAAGACAUACACCACUGACAUCAUAGAAAAGGGCAAUGCUAUCACGGGCACUGCCAGCUUUCAGAUGGGCCUCAAACCUGUAAAAGGGGGAGGCACUAUACUUCUAGAUGGAGUUGAUUUGCGCCAAUACAACCUGCACUCCCUUCGCUCACAAAUCAGUGUGGUGCAUCAGGAACCCCAGUUCAUAUCAGGGAGCAUCUGUGACAACAUAGUUUUGGGUUUGACUGGAAGUCCCGAGGAAUGCCAUUAUAACCACGAAGAGGGCAAUCAAGAAAAGAACUCAACAACUCGGCAGCUUUGUGUUGAUGCACUGAAGAAGGCUGAGGCUUGGGAUUUUGUGCAAAAUCUACCAGAAGGAAUGGAUACCCAAAUCACGGGGGGUCGCUCUGGAAUACUAUCUGGUGGUCAACAACAACGGUUGGCCAUUGCAAGAGCGCUAAUUGGAAAUCCUGCUCUCUUGAUUCUGGAUGAAGCCACAAGUGCCCUGUCCAGCGACGUUGAAUUGAAAAUUAGAAACAACCUGGAAAGGGAACAGCAACAGCGGGGUUUGACCAUCAUAUCCAUUGCUCACCGUUUACAGUUUGCUCAGCGUGCCCACAAGGUUAUCGUCAUGCAGCAGGGCUGUAUUGUGGAUACUGGCACAUUCACGGAGUUAUCAUCACUGGACCGCCCUGACAAGACCUUUGCCCGCCUUCUCGACAAGAAUUCCACCAAGGAGAACCAAAUUCUGCAUGUCAACCUCAGAGAAGACGAUAAGACCAGCCUAACAUCUGACACAGACAGCUCCAGAAGCGAUCUGCCAAAGCAUUCAAGCUUGAAGCAUAGCACAAGGGAUAAUACCUUGCCCCACAGCUACCUAGUCCCAAAGCAGAAUCUAACGGGUCUGAUGCAAUAUAUCUCUACCAGAAGGAUACCCUUCUUUAUGAUGAUCCUCUCCACUGUGCUCAAUGCAUGCACAAGGGUAGUGUUCCAACUAUGGGUGGGACAAUCCAAUGCCAAGCUGAUCGGAGCUGUGAACUCAACAAGUAUAGGGGUCCAAUCGUUGAUUUGGCUUGGUUAUGCUUUCUGGUGGUUUGGAGUCACCUAUGGACAAGACAGCUCCUCAGGAAUCACCCAAAAGGCAGUGGAAAGACAUCUAGUUUCGGCCAGCGCUGAGUCCCUGCUUCAGCAGGAAAUCUCAUACUAUGAAGAAGAACUCUUUUCUGCUGGGAUGCUUACUGCCAACCUGGCAAAACAUACAUCAGGUAUAGCGGAAACUUUCACCAUCAGCCUCACACGGGUUGGGGCACUGGCUCUUGCCUCACUUGGAACAUUAGUGAUGAGCAUGAUCUUGUCAGCCAAGUUUGCUGCCUUGAUAUUUCCAUUCAUACUGUUAGCGGGAGCUGCUGGAUGGCUACAAGUCAAAGCUCUCUCAAAGUUUGAGAUGCUACGCCGAGGUCCUCAGAACCAGCUCUCAGCCAUAAUCAGUGAAGCGGUGGAUUCCAUUGCAACAAUCAUGAUCUUUGGUCAAGAGGGAAAAACUGUCAGUUCUAUCAAGAGAUUGAGUGGGAAUACCAACCAGAUGAGGAAAUGGGAAAGCAUUAAUCAAGCUAUCCAAGCUUUAGGAGAAUCCCUUGCUUUUGGAGUUGGAGCUUUACUGUUAUGGUGGGGAGGUCGCCUUUAUGUCAGAGGAGACAUUUCCCCAGUUGCCUUGUUUGCCAUAUUUGAAGGAUCAUUUAGUGUGAUCUUCAUCAUUACACCACUACUGGAAUACCUGAAUGCUGUCACCCGAGCUCUUCUCAGCUGGGAGAUAGUGCGAAGCUACUUAGAGCGAGAACCCAAAUAUGCCUGCAAGGAACAAUUACAAGUAGAAGGUGCUCUUAUUGAGCAGGCCAUCCAAGGGGACAUCAUCUAUGACAGUAUCACAAUGCGUUACCCAAAACGCAAAGAUCAUCUUGCAUUGGAUAAUCUCAAUUUAUGCUUGAGAGGAGGCCAGGUGAAUGCCAUUACUGGCACUAGCGGAGGUGGGAAGAGCACAAUACUGGCAUUACUGCAACGCUUCUAUGACCCUACUGGUGGCCAAAUUACUUUUGGUGGCCUUGAUUCUCAGGCUAUUCCUCUAGAAGCUCUCCGGUCACAUCUUGCCAUUGUUUCCCAAAAUUCUGUGCUGUUUGAGGGUGACAUACGCUUCAACCUGAGUUUGGGUGCCAAGGAUCCAGACAACAUCCUACAAGCUGAACUUGAGCAUGUUUGCAGACAGGCCUGCAUUUUGGAGUUUGUUCAGAGUUUGCCAGAUGGAUUUGCAACAGACAUUGGUCUAAAGGGUACCAGAUUGUCUGGCGGCCAGAGACAACGUUUAUGCAUUGCACGAGCUCUUUUACGCAACCCAAGCAUCCUUCUGCUAGAUGAGGCUACUUCAUCCCUUGAUGCAGUCAAUGAGGCUGAGGUUGAAAAGGCCUUGCAGAAUGCGUCCAAAGGCCGUACUGUUAUUGUGAUUGCACACAAGCUGCAGUCUAUCCGGAACGCUGACUGUAUCUUUGUCAUUGCUGGUGGAAAGUUGGUGGAAGAGGGGACACACACAAAUCUUGUGGAGAAACGUGGUCAAUACUACAAACUGGUCAAAAGUCAGUUGUGA
Filobasidium floriforme is the source of this 4047-nucleotide messenger RNA. Its product is annotated as P-loop containing nucleoside triphosphate hydrolase protein. Gene Ontology annotation, cellular component: membrane. The transcript is spliced from 15 exons. Gene Ontology annotation, molecular function: ATP binding; ATP hydrolysis activity; ABC-type transporter activity. Gene Ontology annotation, biological process: transmembrane transport. The record is from RefSeq and is a predicted model, not a curated record. Bases 1 to 4047 code for a protein of 1348 amino acids. Lineage: Eukaryota; Fungi; Basidiomycota; Tremellomycetes; Filobasidiales; Filobasidiaceae.